Messenger RNA from Hippopotamus amphibius kiboko, 925 nucleotides. It is a transcript of the gene NKX2-8, whose product is annotated as NK2 homeobox 8. Lineage: Eukaryota; Metazoa; Chordata; Mammalia; Artiodactyla; Hippopotamidae. The transcript has 2 exons. The record is from RefSeq and is a predicted model, not a curated record. Gene Ontology annotation, biological process: regulation of transcription by RNA polymerase II; cell differentiation. The coding region runs from base 215 to 925 and encodes 236 amino acids. Gene Ontology annotation, molecular function: RNA polymerase II cis-regulatory region sequence-specific DNA binding; DNA-binding transcription factor activity, RNA polymerase II-specific. Gene Ontology annotation, cellular component: nucleus.
GGUACUUAACACCCGGGAGACCCGGACCUCGGCUUUCAAAGCAUCCCGGGUGGGAAGAGCUGUUUAUAUAAACAGGGAUUCCACAGUAAAGGCGCUUAUAUCUCAGCAGCCAGUGCAUGGCGUGCGCCUCUCACGCCCACCCAUAGGAGCGGCGUCCCCGGUCGCCCCUCAGUUCCCAGCCUGCCCUGCCCCCGCCUCCUUCUCCUCCUCGGCCAUGGCCACCUCUGGAUGCCUCAGCUUCACCGUGCGCAGGCUCCUGGAUUUACCCGAGCAGGACGCGCAGCACCUGCGGAGGCGGGAGCCCGAGCUCCGCGCCCCCGGGCCCGGCCCCUGCGCCACCUGGCUGGAAUCGGAGCGCGGCCACUACCCCUCCUCGGACGAGAGCAGCCCAGAGGCCAGCCCGCGGGACCCGUCGCAGCGGCCGUCCGCUCGGCCUGCGUCUCCGGGCUCGGACGCCGAGAAGAGGAAGAAGCGGCGGGUGCUGUUCUCCAAAGCGCAGACCCUGGAGUUGGAACGGCGCUUCCGGCAGCAGCGCUACCUAUCAGCUCCUGAGCGCGAGCAGCUGGCGCGCCUGCUGCGCCUCACGCCCACGCAGGUCAAAAUCUGGUUCCAGAACCAUCGCUACAAGCUGAAGCGCGCGCGCGCGCCGGGAGCCGCGGAGUCGCCCGACCUAGCAGCGGCAGCAGAGGUGCGCGCCGCGCCCGGCCUGCUGCGCCGCGUGGUGGUGCCGGUGCUGGUGCGCGAUGGGCAGCCGUGCGGCAGCAGCGGCGAGGUGGGCACGGCCGCCGCCCGGGACAAGAGCGGCGCGCCCCCGGCCGCCUGCCCUCUGCCAGGCUACACCGCCUUCGGGCCCGGCUCGGCGUUCGGCCUCUUCCCCGCCUACCAGCACUUAGCGCCCCCCGCCCUGGUCUCCUGGAACUGGUGA